UUCCCUGAAAAGUGCGCGUUCUUUCACACACAACACACCAUCGGUAUUGAAACUGGCAACACUGGUUUGUUGAACAACGCAAAAACUCAUAUAAGUGAGACUGCGAAUAUCAUACGUACGUAAUGUAAGGCUCAUUCAACACUCAACGCACACAGUCAAUGCAUACAGAGACGUUUGACACAUAGGAAAAUAUGGCGUAGAACGCGACAUAAACCAUCGCGUAUGCAAAACAACCGAAGAACAGUGCCAAUUUGUGUGUGUAAUUAGGUAAAUGCGGUUGCUGUUUAUAAACAUAAAGGAAAUUCACACAUUUUCUAUUCCAAAAUAGAUGCAGUGCUUUGAUCGAGUAUUUUCGAAUGAUUGAAAGAAAUGGCAAGUGAAGGAGGAAACACACGUAUUUCCAAUUGAAAAAAAGAAAAAAACAAAUAUGUGAAUAGUGGCAUAUUGCAGGAAAUCGCAACACAAACAUAAGGCACAAACAAGAGGCUUCCAAGUCGUAAAAAAGUCGAAGUACGUAGCAAAGAAAAUCGUAACUUUGUGUAUAUGAAAUAAUGCAAAUCUUCCAUAAUAAAAAUAAUUACACAGUAAACAGUGCGCCCACAUUCACAAGCCAUGAAUAUCACAAGCAAACACGCAUUCGAAUGCAGUUAAGAAUAAGAAAACAGUGAUGUGCUUGAAACGGUAUCGUGAAACAAAACAGUAUUUUUGCAGUUAAGUUAUUUAAGUAUUUAAGAAAAAGUUGGAGUUUCACACAACCGUGUGAAAUACGACCACAAGCCAACAAAAACUAUCGUCAAAAUGAUGGACGAAAAGUUAAUCGCUGAAGUGCAGCAACAUGCCAUAAUAUACAAUCGACAGAAGAGCAGUACACUCAACGGUGACAAAUGUAUGACAAAAGAGCUGGCCUGGCAUGAUAUUGCACGGAACCUGAGCACGGACGUGGAUACAUGCAAAAAGCGAUGGAAAUACUUGCGAGAGCGUUAUGUGCAGCAGAAAAAAGUCGGCGGUUCACCGGCCAGUUAUGAGCAUUUAUCGCGGCCAUAUUUAGAGAAAAUGAAAUUCUUGGACAAUUUCAUUCAGUCACGUAAAUCAUAUCGACAAGUGUCACAAUUGUUCCAGUCACCAUCGGGUAUGCAAGGAUUCGAUGGCAACGAAUCGUCCAAAUCGAAUGGUUCGAUGCGUUUGUCGGUCGGCGGUCAUUUGAACAACGAUUUGGACGAUACAUUUCCACAGUAUUAUUUGAAUCAAUUCCCACCACAUGCGAAUUUACGUGUAAAAAGCGAAGAGAGUCUAGUGUCUGAUUUGCAUCGAAAACCGAACGAUAUGCAAUCAAGUAACAAUAAUAUGCCAUCAUCAUCGUCAUCAAUUGCAUCACAAGCAUCACCGGCCACUCUGAUGAGCACAAGCACAACACACGAUUCAUCAGUCACACGGAAACGACGUCGCACCACCAGUACGAAUAUUAGCGAACGAAAUAACUCACACAAUCUCAACCAUAUAGAACGGACUCAUGAUACACACCAAAACCAAAUACUCAACAAUCAUUUGUCCGACCAUGAGGUGGACCGUAACAGUAAUGAUGACGACGAUGAUGACGCAUCGGAGUCAUCGCCGAUAAACAAUGUGCCGACUGAUUUCUUAUAUCCAUUGUACGAGCAACAGUCAACUAGAACACGGAGAGCAGCUACCGAACAUGUCAAUCCAACAUCUUCCACAUUUCCAAAUCCCGUUGAUCUUUUACAACCACUUUAUCAACAUGCCAUCGCACGACAAUUUCGCAACUCUGACCAGUUACUCGGCGAACUUGUCACAUCCGAACUCAUGAAAAUGCCAAAGGACCGCAAAAAAGUGGCACAACGGAAAAUCUUAGAAAUUCUCUUUUUCGAUGACGAUUGACUCACAACUUACACAUAGCAUCGAACCAACCAAUGUGAAUUAACUACCGUUAAAUUCAUCGUUUCAAUAUAAUAUAAUUGAACUAUAUUUUCUAGGGAACCAAUAAAUUUGAGUGAUUUUCAUUUUGAUAAAACAUUUCAUACAUGUAUAUUUUCGAUACGAUUAUUUGACCGCUUUGUUUCUGGAAUUUUUUUUUAUUUUCUUUCUAUAAAUCAUCAGCUAUAUAUAUAUAUAUACGGAAAAAAAUAAUAUAUGAGCGAAACAUAUUUCCAAUUGAAACAAACAAAUAUUUUAUGAGAUUUAUGAAUAAAACGUGAAUAAUUUCAUAAUGCGUGAUAAAUUAAAA
Molecule: messenger RNA, 2242 nt
Organism: Sitodiplosis mosellana (orange wheat blossom midge)
Lineage: Eukaryota; Metazoa; Arthropoda; Insecta; Diptera; Cecidomyiidae
Exons: 2
Coding region: 799-1896 (365 amino acids)
Biological process (GO): regulation of transcription by RNA polymerase II
Cellular component (GO): nucleus; transcription regulator complex
Source: RefSeq, a predicted model, not a curated record